Molecule: messenger RNA, 2421 nt
Organism: Scomber japonicus (chub mackerel)
Lineage: Eukaryota; Metazoa; Chordata; Actinopteri; Scombriformes; Scombridae
Gene: bard1
Product: BRCA1 associated RING domain 1
Exons: 11
Coding region: 1-2421 (806 amino acids)
Molecular function (GO): protein binding
Source: RefSeq, a predicted model, not a curated record
AUGGAUAAUAAUGUACCCGUACAGGCAAUGGACUGGAAGAACACCAAGGAAGCUGUUUCAAACUUUCGACGCCUGCUGCUUUGCUCAAAAUGCUUGGAUAUAAUGACAGAACCUGUGUGUCUAGGAAUGUGCGAACAUUUGCUGUGCAGGCCCUGUGCUGGCUCCCGGGUAGGAGAUGGCUGCGUGGUUUGUCACAGUCCUGCCUGGGUGAAAGACAUUCAAAUCAACAGGCAGCUCAGCAGCAUCACACAGCUCUUCUGUGGUUUGGAGUCCCUGCUGAAUCCCAAAGAACAGUCAGGCUCCCCUCUAGCUGAGAUUCAAGCACAAACUGAGAACUCUGUCAUUAAGCACAAGAAGAAUUUUAAGAUCUGGUUAAGCCCCCGUAGCCGAAAGGUACGUUGCGUGGUGGAGAAGCCUUCAGAGGUCACUGUACCAGACAGCAGGUCUUCUGGAGAAACAGCUGCAGCACAGCCAGAUGCUGUAGCCGCUCAAUGCAAGGACCUGUCAGUUUUUAAUUUCACGUCAUCCUCCCAAGACUCUGGCUCUGACUCUUGUUCUCAGAAAUGCCACACUAACAACAGAAACAAGAAGAACACAUUAAUCAAGAAGAAUGCUGCCAACAGGAAGGCAUCAAAACAAGGAACCACCAGGACCACACAAAAACAGACCAAGAAGAAGAUGCUGGAGGCCAUAAACCAGCAAUGGGGCAUUACUGAUGGUAUACAUGCCUUAACAGAGCAGGAACAGCCCUGUGCUGAAGGGGCAAGGAGGUCUAGUAAAAGGGUUUCCUUCCUAAACCCUGCUGUCACAUCUGACGAGCCUCAGCUUGAAGUGUCAAAGGGUAGUCCUAAUGAACUCUGCCUCAGCUCUGGCAGGAGCAACAUGAGGGACAGUCCCUCAGGAGGCAGCAUCAUUGUACUCAAUAACCAAGCCCAGCUUUGUGAGAACAUGUCAAACAGUGUCAUUCAGCAUGACACGCUGUCUGCAAACGACCCCAUCAUGACGGCUGAUCUUGAGAAACAGGACAAUGAAUCUCCCCGCUCCUCAAAACGAUCAAGAGUGGAGGAGAAGGUCAUCACCUUGGAGACUACACCAAAAAGGCCCAGGGUCUCCCCGGGUCGGAGGAGAAAAUCACCUGGUCAGAAGUCUCCGGCUGUCCUUAACCCUCGAUCUUUGAUUAGUCCUAGGCGUGAAAAGAAUGCCAUCACCCCCAGAAAAGAGCAGGAAGAGAGCCCCUCUGACCCAGCUAUCGCAGGUAGAAAAUCUCCCUCUACUCCAACGUCAGUUGGCAGGCCCACCACAGGAAGCCCUGCAGUUAUGAAAAGGAACCACAAGGGAGAGACCCCACUGCAUCUAGCUGCUAUAAAGGGAGAUGUAGAGGCUGUCAAGGAACUACUGGACCAGGGGGCUGACCCCAACCUGAAGGAUAACGCUGGGUGGACACCUCUGCAUGAGGCGUGUAAUCUGGGUCACCUGGGAGUUGCAGAGGUGUUGGUCUCAAGGGGAGCCCUCUUAAAUACACCUGGCUAUGAAAAUGACUCUCCGCUUCAUGAUGCUGUGAGGAACAGACACCCAGCCAUCGCCAAAUUACUCCUGCAGCUUGGAGCCUUGCAGAACGUACUUAAUCUGCAUGGUAAGCGGCCUGCAGAUUACGCAGUGAGUCCAGAGAUGCUGGAGAUUUUCCAGGAAGCCUCAGAAGGAACCCGAAAUGAUAAAACUUCACUUAGCCCCUCAGCCGGGCUCUCUGUGGGGAACGAUUGUGUGAGGAGGGAUGAAAGUAUCGUGCUUCUGACCAGCAAGCUGUCACAGGAAAAACAGCAUCAACUGGUCAAACUGGGACAGCUACUGGGAGGGAGGAUGACGGACACCUUUUCUGGCUCAGUGAGCCAUGUCGUGGUGCCAGAAGGACCCAUGCCCACCACCUACUCAAGCCUUCUGGGUCUCCUUGCUGGCUGCUGGAUUGUCAAAUACAGCUGGGUGGUGGCAUGUCUGCAGGCAAGCAAGUGGAUCCCCGAAACUGAGCACGAAGCAGGAGAAGGGCCCCAGCGAAGUCGCAUCAACAGAUGUAGCUUGCUUCCACCACUCUUCGACGGCUGUUUCUUCUUCCUCCUGGGAACCUUUAACAUGCCUACCAAAGACGAGCUCACCAAGCUGCUCCGGGAGGGAGGUGGUAAACUACUGAGCCGGCAGCCUAAGCCUGACAGUGAUGUGACUCAAACCCUUAAUGCUGCAGCCUAUCAUGCCCUCCCAGGAUCUGACCAGGCCCUCUGCACCCAAUACAUCAUCUUUGACCCCCAGGGCCCUCACAAGCCGGCAGUGGUUAGGCGUGGCAAGGUAUGGUCAGCUCCCUCCACCUGGCUCAUAGACUGCAUCGCAGCCUUCUGCCUCCUCCCUGUGCCAGACCCUCAAACAUUGAUUUAA